Molecule: messenger RNA, 381 nt
Organism: Sinocyclocheilus rhinocerous
Lineage: Eukaryota; Metazoa; Chordata; Actinopteri; Cypriniformes; Cyprinidae
Product: cysteine protease ATG4B-like
Exons: 2
Coding region: 9-299 (96 amino acids)
Biological process (GO): protein processing; piecemeal microautophagy of the nucleus; protein delipidation
Cellular component (GO): cytoplasm
Molecular function (GO): protein-phosphatidylethanolamide deconjugating activity; cysteine-type endopeptidase activity
Source: RefSeq, a predicted model, not a curated record
GGUUGUGUAUGCCGUGGCUGGACUUUGACAGGGGUGCAUGUGCGGCUUCUGAAGAGCCUCGGGAAAUGAAUGGUGCUCUAGAAGGGGCUUGCGCUCUGGCAGAAGAGGAGACGGCUCUGUGGAAACCCCUUGUUCUGCUGAUUCCUCUAAGACUGGGCCUCAGUGACAUAAACGAAGCCUAUUUUGAACCACUCAAGCAAUGCUUCAUGAUGCCUCAGUCUUUAGGAGUAAUAGGUGGGAAGCCGAACAGCGCUCACUACUUCAUUGGCUUUGUAGGUAAGCAGAGUUUUUCAAGCUAAACCUAUAAAAAGUCAGUUCCAAUAGCAAAGUAAGUAAACUCUUUGCAUAUCUUUGUUAUUGGCAUAACAAAAUAAUGCGUGC